Messenger RNA from Capsella rubella, 1874 nucleotides. RefSeq names its product ATP-dependent DNA helicase PIF1. Bases 1 to 1725 code for a protein of 574 amino acids. Gene Ontology annotation, molecular function: DNA helicase activity. The transcript is spliced from 3 exons. Gene Ontology annotation, biological process: telomere maintenance; DNA repair. NCBI's taxonomy places the organism in Eukaryota, Viridiplantae, Streptophyta, Magnoliopsida, Brassicales, Brassicaceae. The record is from RefSeq and is a predicted model, not a curated record.
AUGGCUUCCUUAGCCCAAUGGUAUCGAUUAAGGCAAAGAACCUUAAUAUCUAUAUAUAACAACCCAGAUCUUACGUUAACUGAUCAGCAAAUCAGAAACUACGCACUUCAAGAAAUUGAGAAGAUUAUGUUGAUUAACGGAGGUUCCCUUAAAAAUAUCACCGACUUCCCACAACCAUCUAGAGAAGAUCUUGAUAACUCCAACCGUUUAAUUGCUGAUGAAAUGAGGUAUAAUGAUGGUACUUUGAAAGAAAAACACGAUCAGUGGGUUGAAAUGCUAACUUCUGAGCAAAGAGCCAUCUACGAUGAGAUAACUGGUGCUGUUUUAGAAGACAAAGGGGGAGUGUUCUUUGUUUAUGGUUUUGGAGGAACAGGUAAAACGUUUAUUUGGAAGACUCUCUCGGCUGCUAUUAGAUAUAGGGGAAAGAUAGUGCUCAACGUUGCCUCCAGUGGGAUUGCUUCUUUGUUGUUAGAAGGUGGAAGGACUGCACAUUCUAGAUUUGCUAUACCUCUAAUAGUGGACGAUUAUUCUUUAUGUAAGAUUAAGCCUAACUCUGAUCUGGCUAAUCUUAUAAAAGAGGCAUCUCUUAUUAUUUGGGACGAAUCACCAAUGAUGAGCAAGUAUUGUUUUGAGUCUUUAGAUAGAAGUUUUGCUGAUAUAAUGUGCAACGUAAGCAGCAGUGUUUUCGCUGGUAAAGUUGUUGUUUUCGGAGGUGAUUUCAGACAAGUUCUUCCAGUUAUCCAUGGUGCAGGACGAGCUGAGAUAGUCUUAUCUGCUCUCAAUGCUUCUUAUCUUUGGGAUCAUUGUAAGGUUUUGAAGUUGACUAAGAAUAUGCGUUUGCUGCAAAAUGGCUUAAGUCAAACUGAAGCUAAUGAUAUCCAAGAUUUUUCAAACUGGUUAUUAGAUGUUGGUGAUGGUAAGAUUUCAGAACCUAACGAUGGUGAAGCUUUGAUAGAUAUUCCAGAAGAAUUCCUGAUUACAGAAGCAGAGAAUCCUAUAGAAGCAAUUUGUACAGAAAUCUACGGUGAUCUGGCAUUGCUAAAAAGUAAUGCUGAUGCACAAUUCUUCCAGAAAAGAGCUAUAUUAGCACCCACAAAUGAAGAUGUCAACAUCAUCAAUCAGUUUAUGCUUGAUAAAUUGGACAGUGAAGUGAAGGAGUAUCUAAGUGGUGAUAGUAUCGAUCCAAGCGAUACAGAUUCUUUGAAAAAUCCAAUUAUCACACCGGAUUUUUUGAAUAGUAUCAAGCUCUCAGGUUUGCCUCAUCAUGCUUUACGAUUGAAAAUAGGAGCUCCUGUUAUGUUGCUUAGGAAUAUUGAUCCUAAAGGUGGAUUAUGCAAUGGGACUAGGCUUCAGAUAACGCAAAUGGCUAAUCGUGUUGUUGAAGCAAAAGUUAUCACAGGUGAUCGGAUUGGAGACAUAGUCUUAAUUCCACAGGUUGUUGUUACACCAUCGGACACCAAAUUACCAUUCAAGAUGAGACGAAGACAAUUUCCACUUUCUGUAGCGUUUGCUAUGACUAUCAACAAAAGCCAAGGACAAUCUCUAGAGCAUGUGGGUAUAUAUUUGCCUAAACCAGUUUUUUCUCAUGGUCAGUUGUAUGUUGCUUUAUCUAGGGUAACUUCGAAGAAAGGAUUAAAAAUCUUAAUCGUCAACAAAGAAGGGAAGGUUGACAGACAGACAAAGAACGUUGUCUUCAAAGAGGUGUUCCAGAAUCUGGGCAACUAGGCUUGCUGUUUUACACGUACGCUUCACUUCAACUUGUGGUGAUACGAUUUAGACAAACCUGCUAAACUCUUUUAAUUCAUUUAACGAUUGCUUUAGGUAAUAAGUUGAAUUGCAAAAUGUGUAGUCACUGAUACGAGUUUACCAUUCAC